AUGGCUUCUGUGAGCCUUGUUUCCAGUCCCCCAGCCCCUGUUCUUGACAAAAACAUGACAGACUCUGAGCUUGCAGGGGAUGAAAGAGAGGAUGGUGAACUAGAAGAUGGAGAAAUAGAUGACGAGGGGAUUGGAAUCGAGGAGGAGAACAAAGAAACAACAGAGGUGAAGGAAGACAAAGAGAAAGAGAAGGAAAAGGAGAAAGAAAAUGAGAAAAGUAAAGAGAAAGAAGAAAAGGUCCGGAGACACUCCAGGAAAAGAUACAAAAAGACCAGAGAGAAGAGGAGGUCAAAAAGAAGGAGGCGUGACAGACAGAAACAUCAUUCACCCACCAGCAGCUCCAGCUCUGACAGUUAUGACUCUGACUACAGUAGACCAGAGAGGCCCAAAAACAGGAAGAGCCAGGGAUCCAGUCGGGAGCCUGAUGGCCAGUCCUCUCAGCUCUCAAAGGGAGGCCAUGUUAACUUCAAGAAGUCCUCACCUUUGAAGAGCAGCGAAUUUGACAAAUACAGCGACUACAGCGACGAUAGGUACGACUAUGAUGAAGAGGAGGAUGAUUAUGAAGAUGACAUGUCCGAGUACCAGCAACCAAAAGAUUCAACAAGUCAUGGAAAAGGACGCUACACCAAAGACCACAUGUGCAGAGGAGGCAUGAGAGGGAUGAAGCAUCAGCAGUUUGGACAGAGAGGACGGGGCAGAGGGAGCGGACCUGGAAGAGGUCGUGGGAUGCUCAACAAGAACAAGAAACUUAAAGGCAAGCCCUGGGGAGGAAGGGGCCGGGGCCGAGGAGAGCAGGGAAUGGAAGACAUGGGGCUGGAUGGAAAAAACUUUCAUAAGAAGCGACCAAUCAUGAGCAAGGAGUUCAUCAAUCAGCAUACAGUUGAACACAACGGCAGAUACAUCUGCAAGUAUUUCCUGGAGGGUCGCUGCAUCAAGGGGGAACAGUGCAAAUUUGAACAUGAACAUGUGGUGCCUGAUAAGAAGAAGGAGCUCUGUAAAUUUUACCUUCAAGGUUACUGCAGCAAAGGAGAUAACUGCAUUUACAUGCACAAUAUCCUUCACUGGGUGCUACCAAUGACGUCCAAAUGUUAUCAAGGGGACAACUGCAAAUUCUCUCACGAUGCUUUAAACGAUGUAACAAAGGAGCUUCUCGAUAAGAUCAUUAACACCGAGGAGGAAAAUGCUCGUGAGGACGAGCUGGAGCUGGAGGAUCUGAGAAAGCAGGGCAUUGCCCCACUUCCGAAGCCUCCCCCAGGAGUGGGCUUGUUGCCCACGCCGGGUCAGUGCAGUCCCACAGACGGACAAGCUGGCAAGAAGAUCCCCUCCCUGUUUGAAAUCAAGGUUAAACCCACAGUAGACCUGGCACAAAAAAUUGGCCUGAGUGGAUCCAACUUCCCCCAGAAUCAAGGUGAUGGCAGCAGUCAGUUUAGUGGAGGCUCAGAGGACAGUGGGGCUACAGUGCCUUCAGGCGCUCCUGCUGCUCCUAUUCCUCCACCUGAAUCUCCUACUCUCAUGGGUCACUCCACUGGCCCGACUUUGUCGCAAAGCCCCCCAGGACAGCAGCCCCCACAUGGUUUUCCAAUGCAGCCGCCAGCCCCCUCUGGACAACCCCCAUCCUUUCAUGGAUCCAACAUCAACCCGCAUAUGAAUAUGCAGAGGCCUCCAUUCUCUCCAAUUCCAGAUCUACAAAUGCUCCAAAGUGUCUUUCCUUUCCCGUCAGCAGGCCAAAGCUCAGCAGAGCUCUUCAGCAGCUUCCUUCAAAACCAGGCCAUAGGUCAACAAGGAGACACGGCUCUGGCUUUCGUACAGAACCUUCAGCAGCAGAUGGGGGCAGAGUCCCAGUUCCAGUCUUUACCACCAGCAGUUCAGAAAGCCAUCUUUCUACACCUGACACAGCAGCAGCAGCAACAGGAGGCACAGGGUAAAGAGCAGCACAGAGCAGACAGCCAGGAGGAUAACAGUGAAAACAGAGAUAUAACAGCAAACUGGUACUCCAGCGAUGAGGAGGAUGGGAGCUCCUGUGUCUCCUCCAUCCUUAAGUCUCUGAAGAAGCAGACUGAGAUGCAGCAGUCUCAGACAAAGUCCCUCCCGGCCGGCCAUGCAACUCCAGGUCUGGGUGACCCUCGACUCAUUAAGGAAAGGGCCCCUCCGAGCGACCCACGCAUGAAGACAGACCCCAGACAGCGACUCCUAGAUGUGAAAAAAGAAACGGAUGGAUCUGGAGACGCACGGCUCUCCAGAGACCCCAGGAAGAUAAGGCCAACAGAAUCGAGUUCCUAUCGCCAACAGAGCCACUCUGGGGUGCAGAAGCAUCCAGCAGGAGAGGAGGAUGAUGAAGGAGAGAGGGAACUCAGGGAAAGAGCCGUUCUCAUCCCUGUAGAUCCCAGCCCUGGCCUGGUGCUGCGGGACCCUCGUUGCCAGUUAAAGCAGUUCAGUCACAUUCGAGUGGAUAUCCUGCUCCAGCGGCCUGCCUUUGCUCAGACGGUGGUAUGGGCCCCAGAGGAUCUCAUUCCCUCCCUCGUUCCCAAACAGGAGCACUCUAUCAACCUGCCCCUCCCGCCCCUGAUUGCAAACGCUCAGAUGAACCGAACCAGCCUGCCUGACCUUCCUCCAGUUUCCAGCCCUCCCCCCUCUGACCCCAGACUAGCAGCUGCACGCCUGAAGGAGCGCUUAACCCGCCCUCCCACAGGACCCCAAGAGUCUCGAUCCUCCACAGAGAGACCUGUAGACCCACGGCAGCAGAAAUCUCUGGACCCCAGACUGAAGCGUACAGGGAGUCUGGACUCUAAGCUGCCGGGUCAAAAGGAGCAUUCCUCUGGAGGGGGACUCGUGGAUCCCAGGCUGCAGAAAGCCAGCGUCAGUUCCUCUCCUCAAGCCAGCAAAAGCAAACCAGAGGCGGAGAAGCUGCCCCCAUACGCCCCCCGACUGGCAUCGUCGGGAGGAGGACUGGACAGCCCAACUACAAUCCUUGGGGGCAUCAGCCUGUACGAUCCUCGAUGUCAGGCCGAGCAGGCUCAGAAGGAGCAGGUGGAUCCUCCCAAAAAAGCCGGGAUUCUGAAACAUCAUGCCAAAAAGGACAACCCUCCGACGCUAUCACUCUCACCAACUCAGCGGAGCGGCUCUUUUGAAGAGGUUAAAAGCACAGAUGUCGCUGCUCAUCAAACUCUUCCCACCUCUCCAACGGCGCCUCCUGCCUCACCCGUCAAACCCCCCGCCGUGCACAACCUCCCCAUCCCGGCGCUGGCCGGCCUGAUGCGACCCCAGUACACUGACCCCAGGCAGCCUAAACAGGGAGGAGGACAUGGUCCUGCAGGAGCCCCUGAGGAGACAGAGGAGAAGGUGGAGGAGCAGGAGGGCGAAGAGCACAUUAUGGAGGAAGAACCAAAGGAGACAAAUCCAGAGGAGGAGGCUGACGACAGGACACUUAAAGAUGUAUUCAAGACUUUUGAUCCCACAGCUUCCCCGUUCUGUCAGUGA
Menidia menidia (Atlantic silverside) is the source of this 3477-nucleotide messenger RNA. The record is from the annotation of a GenBank genome assembly. Lineage: Eukaryota; Metazoa; Chordata; Actinopteri; Atheriniformes; Atherinopsidae.